Molecule: messenger RNA, 3377 nt
Organism: Girardinichthys multiradiatus
Lineage: Eukaryota; Metazoa; Chordata; Actinopteri; Cyprinodontiformes; Goodeidae
Product: sia-alpha-2,3-Gal-beta-1,4-GlcNAc-R:alpha 2,8-sialyltransferase-like
Exons: 4
Coding region: 103-1473 (456 amino acids)
Biological process (GO): N-glycan processing; oligosaccharide metabolic process
Molecular function (GO): alpha-N-acetylneuraminate alpha-2,8-sialyltransferase activity
Source: RefSeq, a predicted model, not a curated record
UGCAGGGUCUGCACCAGUGUGAGCGGGUGGAGGAGGAGGUGGUGCUGGUGGUAGGGAGGCAGCCGGUGCUGGGAGGACUGGGCUUCUCAUGCAGCUGACUGGAUGUUGACGCACAUCUCUGCUCAGCCUCAUGAUUUUUUCCCCGGCAGCCUGAGGAACGAGCAGCGGAGGGCUGAGAGCGGACCGAGCCGCGGACCGGGGCAUCUCCACCAUGCAGCCGUUGACCACCGAACGUACAUCAUCUACACGAUUAUACCCGUCGAUGCUUUCCGGUUCCCCACCUUCAGUUCCGACCAUGGCAACAUAAGGCUGACUCUGCAGCUUCGUACUGGGAAUGACAAGGCUCCCAAGAUGGUCCGCAUCGCCAAGGCCUUGGGUUUGGUUAUUCUGUGCGUCGUUGUGCUCAUCCUGUCGCUCAUCAGCUACGUGUCUCUGAGAAAAGACAGCCUCUUCAGCUCCAACAAAUAUUACCCCGGAGGCCCGCGGAUUAUGUUUCAUGCAGGCUUUCGGUCUCAGUUUGCCAUGAAUUUUCUGGACCCUUCCUUCAUUCCACUGACGAAUGCCUUGAAUGAGGAGCUUCAAGGAAAACCAUACAAAUGGAAGUUCAACAGGACAGCAUUUCACCAGCAGAGGAAAGAAAUCUUCAGCUACAUCAACAUUCCCAACAACUUCUCCCUCAUUAAGAACAGUGUACGUGUGGGCCAGCUGAUGCACUUUGACUACUCCAGCCACAAGUACGUCUUCUCCAUCAGUAACAACUUCAAGUCUUUACUCCCCGACACCUCCCCCAUCCUCAACAAGCACUACAGUACAUGUGCUGUGGUAGGAAACAGCGGGAUCCUGACUGGGAGCCACUGUGGUCCUGAGAUCGACCAUGCCGACUUCGUCUUCCGCUGUAACUUCGCACCCACUGAGGUCUACUCCAAAGAUGUGGGCAAAAAGACCAACCUGACUACGUUUAACCCCAGCAUCCUGGAGAGAUACUACAACAACCUGCUGACCAUUCAAGACAGGAAUAACUUCUUCCUCAACCUGAAGAAGCUGGAGGGAGCCAUCCUCUGGAUCCCUGCCUUCUUUCUACACACCUCUGCUACAGUAACCCGAACCCUGGUGGACUUCUUUGUGGAGCACAAGGGCCAGCUAAAGGUUGAACUGGCCUGGCCAGGAAACAUCAUGCAUGAUGUCAACAAAUACUGGAAAACUAAGAACCUCUCUCCAAAACGUCUGAGCACGGGGAUCCUCAUGUACACGCUGGCAUCUGCCAUGUGUGACGAAAUCCACCUCUAUGGCUUCUGGCCCUUUGGAUGGGACCCCAACACAGGCAAGGAGUUGCCUUACCAUUACUAUGACAAGAAAGGGACCAAGUUCACUACAAAGUGGCAGGAGACGCAUCAGCUGCCCAGCGAAUUUAAACUGCUCUAUAAGCUGCACAGGGAAGGCGUGACCAAACUCAGUCUAACACACUGCACAUAGGUGUAUGAGUGCCAGAUUGUUUCACACAUCACUCCGGAAACCACGAGCCACAAACAUCAGCCCAUUUAUAGCAUUUGUUGUGUGACACAUAAGCAUGAUAGAUGGCAGUUGCUUUUGAAACUGCAGAGACCCACACCACUAUUUAAUUUAACUUGACAAUUUCUGUCUUUCUGGGUGUGUAAAUCACACAAAUCUUCAAUAAAUUGCUGUGUUAAGUAGAACUGUCAAGCUUUAAUAUUUGUCAUUUGCAUGACUGCUGACUAUAGCUCAACCAUUUGGCAAGAACAAACAUCCCUUUCAGCCGUCAAGUGAAAUCUUCCAGUUCUGAUUAAUGCAAAUGAACCACCUUUACAACAGUGUGCUGAUUAAUUACACUGAAAUCACUGCCUAAUCUCAGGGAUGGAGUUAGAUCAGUGUUUUUUCUAAUCAGAUUUUAUGCCUCAAGAGUGGUACAGUUCUUCAUUUCAGGAUUUUUUCCCCAUGAUUUGACAAUCUGCACUGCUCUUUAAGAUGGUAUUGUUUACAAGAUUGUCUCUAUAAAUAUCUACAUGUUUGUCUUUUAAUUUCUUUAGCCAGUGUGACUAUCAACCUUAAAUUUUGUUGCAGUUCUUCACUUGUUUUUUUUAUUGAUAACUAACAUUCCAACAAUAAGCCAUAAAUUCAUAAACAGAAAAUAUCUGUUGCCAUUUAUUGCAGAUAGAGGUGUCAGCCUACAUUUUAUACUUGGAAUAAAGAUAUUCUAGCAAUUCCAUAAAGCCAAAACAGGGGUACCAUUUAAAGUCACAGAGUAUUCAUUUUCUAAAAUUAAAUAUACAGAUUAACAAAUAGACAUAAAUUACAUAGGUUUGGGUUGAGUUGUACAGUUAUCACUGGGAAAUUCUGUAUUUCACAGAAUCCUAUGCUACUCAAAUUUAUUUUCAAUACAUUGCUAUGACAAUAUAUAACGAACACUGGCUUCUCAAAAAUGUGACAGUAGCUGUGUUUACAAAGUAUUUAUUUUUUUUACCCUGAAACAACAGUUGUGAACAUCCAAAGUAAUGUUUCUCUGCGAAACGUUAGUUAAAAUGGCUUUUAGCAUGUUGAUUACUAAUCACUGAAUCCAAAUAAUAUUCAACUUGGUCUAUUCAAGAGAUGGUUAGCUAAAGAGCCAUGCUUUGUUUUUUCCCUUAUUUUUAGGCAAUGCUAAGCUAAAAUGAUAUUUCAGGGUUUAACGUUUUCAUGAAACCCUUUUUAUUUAUUUUCUUGAACCAAAAAUAAGACACAUUAGCUAAUCAAGAUCUGCUAAAAAGCUAUAAAUCCUAAAUACAGAAGUUUGACCAGGCAGUGUUUUACUGUAAUAGAAUUGGCUAAUAAUUACAGUAUGCUAUGAUCAGUGUACAGUUCCAGCUUGGUUAUGUUUCUUUGAAAAUUUCAGUUUUGCAAAAUAUCAUAUAAUUCUCUCAAGAUAAAUCUCUAAACAUUUACAUCAGCCAUUACAUAAUAUAGCCUAUUUUUUACCCCUUCAACUUUGAACAUUUGCAAGCUAAGCCAACAUUAGCUUUGUCUGAUAAUUCUCCUUUUAGCUAUUAGCUAGCAGCAGCAAUGGCAAGUACAAGCAUACAAGCAGUUACAAGCAUAAUUUAUGAAAGUGUGAACAUGAAAAGCAGCUGGAAAAUGUCUUGAUUCUAAAUCUUCACUGCAUUUCAAAUUUUAAACCACUGCUACAAAAACAAAGGACAACAAUGUGACCUAGAUAGCAGUAGCAUGACCAACAAUGGGGGAAAUAUAUUUUGGACAAAACUGCUCUCAAUUUACCGGUCGGCCUACGUUCCUACCCUCACCUAUGGCCAUGAACUUUGGGUCAUGACCGAAAGAACGAGAUCCCGGAUACAAGCGGCGGAAAUGAGCUUCCUCCGUAGGGUGGC